This is a messenger RNA of Prunus armeniaca (apricot), 693 nucleotides long. NCBI's taxonomy places the organism in Eukaryota, Viridiplantae, Streptophyta, Magnoliopsida, Rosales, Rosaceae. The record is from the annotation of a GenBank genome assembly.
AUGUCAUUGAACAGCCAGAUGUUCCACAUUGUGAUAAACGGCUGCCAAGAUGUUCGCAUCCAAGGGGUCAAAGUCAAUGCGGCAGGCAAUAGCCCAAACACUGAUGGCAUCCAUGUCCAAUUGUCAAGAAAUGUUGCAAUUUUCAACACAUCCAUCAAAACUGGAGAUGAUUGUGUCUCGAUUGGCCCCGGAACAAAGGACUUGUGGAUCGAGCAAAUAACUUGUGGUCCUGGCCAUGGCAUUAGUAUAGGGAGUUUGGCCAAAGACUUGGAAGAGGAAGGGGUCCAAAAUGUGACAGUGAAAAAUGCAAUUUUCAAGGGUACUCAAAAUGGUUUGAGGAUUAAGUCUUGGGCGAGGCCGAGCAACGGGUUUGUUGAAGGUGUUCAAUUCCUUGAUGUCCUAAUGUUUAAUGUCCAAAAUCCUAUUGUAAUAGACCAAAACUACUGCCCACACAACAUCAACUGUCCCGCUCAGGUGUCAGGUGUGAAAAUCAGUGAUGUCGUGUACCGGAACAUUCAAGGAACAUCAGCUUCAGCAGUUGCAAUAAAAUUUGAUUGUAGCGCAACAAACCCGUGCAGUGGGAUAAGACUCGAAAACGUGAGUUUGACCUUCAGGAAUCAAGAGGUUCAGUCACAUUGUGCCAAUGCAAAUGGAAAGAUUGUUGGCUCUGCUCAAGCAAAUAGUUGUUUGUAA